UCGUAUCUAGUCAUCUUUGGUACUGCAUCGUGAACAUCUCACAGUUAACGUUAACGUUGCAGAGAUAUUUGCGGACUUGGUAUUUCUGAGAAAAAUAAAAUAUUAAAAAUGGAUAAGUCCUUAGCUGCAGACCGUUUUUGGGUGGAUAAAGCAAAUUGCCAUAAUGCUGAACGUCAAUAUCACGAACUUUUGAGCAAACAGGAAAAGGUCAAACAAUUAAGCGGCAAAGGGUACUUGAAUGGUGUACAAGAGCCCGCUUGCAAAUUGAAAAAAGUAAAGAAAAUGAAAAAUAAAAAGAAUGAAUAUGUAGCGAAACUAACGGAAAUAUCUACAAAUUCUGAAAGUGAAGAGAGGCUUUUACUAACGGGCUCCCAGGUCAAUGCUCCAUUUGAAUCAAUAAAACUAGUUGGAAAACCAAUUGAAGUUUCGUCUAAACCAAUUGGAGAAAAACCCAAGAAAAGAAAUAGGGGUGCAAAGAAAAAUGCUGAUGUGCUGGGUUCCUCGGCCAACAGUCAAAGCACUUUAGUGUCGGAAAUCGCUAAAGCAAGAGAGCACAUUAAAAAUUCUUUAGAAAAGAUGGACGUCAUUACCACCUUAAGCUCAUCUCCUGUCUCCAGUGAUGUGCUUGAUCGCGUUGCUGUUGUAGAAAAAGACAACGCAGAUCUGAGGAAUUUGAUAGAAAGUUUGAGAGCUGUUUGCUUGGAAACACAAAAUCGUGUCACGGCCUUGGAAAAGAAGGUAAAUUCUGAACUUUCUGGCAAGGCUAGUGCACCCAUAUCCGCUCCUGCCACUGCUACACAACCAGAAGCGGAUGAUGAUGACGUAGAUCUAUUCGGUUCAGACGAAGAAGAGGAUGAGAAUGCUGCGCGUAUACGUGAAGAACGUUUGGCUGCAUAUGCCGCAAAGAAAUCCAAGAAACCGCAAAUUAUCGCAAAAUCUAGUUUGAUUUUGGAUGUUAAGCCAUGGGAUGACGAAACCGAUUUGAAAGUUAUGGAAACGGAGAUAAGGAAAAUCACAACUGAUGGUCUCUUAUGGGGCGCUUCAAAGUUUGUCCCUGUUGCUUUUGGUAUCCAAAAGUUGAGCAUUUCUUGUGUCGUUGAAGACGAUAAAGUUUCAAUUGAUUGGCUGACUGAAGAAAUUGAAAAAUUAGAGGACUACGUCCAAAGUGUUGAUGUCGCUGCAUUCAACAAAAUUUAAAAAAAGAAAAACUUGAAUAAAAACAAACAGUUACGAGUAUUUAAAU
Ceratitis capitata (Mediterranean fruit fly) is the source of this 1243-nucleotide messenger RNA. It is a transcript of the gene eEF1delta, whose product is annotated as probable elongation factor 1-delta. Gene Ontology annotation, cellular component: cytosol; eukaryotic translation elongation factor 1 complex. Lineage: Eukaryota; Metazoa; Arthropoda; Insecta; Diptera; Tephritidae. Gene Ontology annotation, molecular function: translation elongation factor activity; guanyl-nucleotide exchange factor activity. The transcript has 4 exons. Gene Ontology annotation, biological process: translational elongation. The record is from RefSeq and is a predicted model, not a curated record. Bases 109 to 1197 code for a protein of 362 amino acids.